AUGAAAUUUAUUUUAAUAUUAGUCUUCACUUUUGGCCUGAAUGCCCUAAUGUUCAGAGGUGUGAAUGAUAAAUUAACAGAGCAUGUGAUACAGGUAAUUGAACCGCAUUAUUUAAGUAAAUACGCGAAUAAGUAAAAAAUCCAUUGAGCCAAAAUUACCACUCAGCAUAUGAUAGAUUGGCUUAUUACGUUGAUACAUUUGGUCCUAGAUUAUGGGGAUCGGAGAAUAUGGCAGAUGCAGUUGACGCUCUCUAUAAGGAUAUUCAGACAAUGGGAUUUGACAGAACUUGGAAAGAAAAUCUGGGAGAGAUUACAUCUUGGAAGAGAGGAGAAGAAAGUGUCACAUUAUUUGAUCCAAGAGAAAUACCUCAGAAAUUGAAUAUGAUUGGAUUGGGAUGGACCCCUGCUGGAAGUGUAAAGGCUGAAGUGGAAGUAGUUCAUUCAAUUGAGGAAUUGAAAUCGAAGGAUGUGAGAGGAAAGAUUGUAUGUUACAAUUUUGAAUGGAAUGGGUACGAUUCUGGUGUGGCAUUCAGAUAUGCAGGACCUGUAGAAGCAGAAAAGGCAGGAGCAAUCGGUACAAUGAUCAGAAGUGUGGCUAGUGUAUCAAUUGCAUCACCACAUACAGUAUAUAUUUUGUUAGAAUUUCAAGGGAAUGACGGAUUAUAACAAUAUCAAAUAUCCAGCAGUUGCAAUUACUGUUGAGGAUGCAGAUAUGCUAGACAGGAUGAGAAAAAGAGGCUAAAAAGUAGUAGUGGAAAUCAAAACAGAAGGAUAGUAAUAUAAAACAACUAGUGAUAACGUCAUUGCAGAAAUCAAGGGAUCGACAUAUCCAGAUGAGAUCUUGUUAAUGGGUGGUCAUUGGGAUUCAUGGGAUGUUGGAUCAUAAACAGGAGCCAAUGAUGACGGUGGUGGUGUUAUUGUCUGUUUAGAGGCAUUAAGAGUCUUAAAUACAUUGGGAAUUAGACCAAAGAGAACAUUAAGAUUCAUUGCUUGGAGUGGUGAAGAGAUGGGCUAGUACAACAAUGGAGCAGUCCAUUACGCUCUUAAUCACGGCAAAGAAAAUCAUAUAAUUGCAUUCGAAUCUGAUUUAGGAUCAACCAAACCAUAUGGAUUUGGUAUCACAGCUGGAUAGCAAUUUACGUAAUUUUAUAUCUACAAAACUAUUAGACAAUUAGUAACAUAUUUGGCUUAAGAAUAUUUAACCGGUAUUGGAGCUGAACGCAUCUUUCCAAAUGAUGGAGAAGCAGUAGAUAGUGGAAUUUUGGCUGAAUUCACUGGAACUCCUCUGUUGAACAAUCGAAUAGCUGACAACAAAAAUCAUGACUUCUAUUUCACUUAUCAUCACACUGCUGGCGAUUCUAUGUGGAUGAUGGAUCCAGAAGAUAUGGAUGAUAAUGUAGUUGCCAUUGCCAGUAUCAUGUAUUUGAUAGCUGAUUAUGAUGGACCCAUUCCAAAAGAUUGAGUAAAUUAAAUAUUGUUAUUAAAUGAAAA
Molecule: messenger RNA, 1490 nt
Organism: Paramecium octaurelia
Lineage: Eukaryota; Ciliophora; Oligohymenophorea; Peniculida; Parameciidae
Source: the annotation of a GenBank genome assembly